UGGAAAUUUCACAACCAGAUGACAACAUGGAAGCAUGCAUCUCAGUGAUCACGGAACAUUUUCCUUUGAUUGAGGGAGAACUGCUUCAGUAUGUGACUAGUGUAUUAGAAGGCAGCCAGGCUGACUUUGAGAGCAAUGAGGAUGUCUAUGAAGCAGUGGGACCUGUGCUCUCAGAGGUGGACCAGGACAAAUCAGAGGAUGAAGUUCAAGACAUAUGUGACAAGUUAUUCCAUAUGCUAAAAGGAGAUGAAGAUGAAAAAGACAGUAGAAAGAAUGGACCACAUAGAAUAUUAGAUGCCCCAGUGCAUCUUGGGAAGCUCGUAGAAGAUUCAGCAGAUAAAGAUAUACAAGAAGCAAAUAUAUGGAUAGCGAAAAAAGCUGAUUCUACGAUUGUAGAUCAGAAAAAGCUAGAGAAAGCUGAAGCAAAAUUGAAGCAGAAACAAGAGAAACGUUCUGACCAGGAAUCUGUUCCCAGGGUGAUCUCAAGCGAUGAUUUGCUGCAGGCGGCCAGUGCUAGUCAACAGACCAACCGCAAAGAUGUGAAAUUUGAUUCAUCUGGUGCUAAUAGAAGCUAUGACAUCAGGAUUGACAACUUUGAUAUAUCCUACGGUAGCCUAGUUCUCAUAAAAGGUGCCUCCAUCAACAUGGCGUUUGGCCGCAGGUAUGGCCUCGUAGGCAAGAAUGGAAAGGGAAAGACCACAUUGCUACGAAUGAUAGCCAGUCGUCAGCUCAAGAUUGCGUCUCACAUCACAAUCCUCCAUGUUGAACAGGAAGUUGUGGGUGAUGACACGAUCGCUGUGGAUAGCGUACUUCAGUCAGAUGAGAAAAGAGAAAGUCUACUACGAGAAGAGAGAGAAAUCACUGCCAAGAUAAAUUCAACUAGUCCAAACAGUACAGAGGAUGGUCUAAGCACACGGCUGACAGAAGUCUAUGCCCAGUUGGAGGCUAUGGAGGCAGAAAAGGCCCCAGCCAGAGCAGCCAUGAUUUUGUCAGGUUUGGGGUUCACCCCACAAAUGCAAAGGAGUACCACAAAAGAAUUUUCUGGUGGUUGGAGAAUGAGGUUGGCCCUAGCCAGGGCGCUGUUUGCCAAGCCAGAUCUGCUUUUACUUGAUGAACCCACUAACAUGUUGGACAUGAAGGCAAUUAUUUGGCUUGAAAAUUAUCUACAGACGUGGCCUACCACGAUUUUAGUCGUAUCUCAUGACAGAGAGUUCCUAAAUUCCGUCGCUACAGAUAUCAUGCAUCUGUUUUCACAAGAGAUAGAUUGUUAUAAGGGAAACUUUGAGAAUUUUGUGAAGACAAGGACGGAAAAGAUAAAAAAUCAACGCAAAGAGUACGAGGCACAGAUGCAGUAUAGAGAACAUGUACAGGUGUUUAUAGACAAAUUCCGUUACAAUGCCAAGAGGGCCUCUUUAGUACAGAGUAAGAUUAAGCUGUUAGAAAAAUUACCAGUAUUAAAACCAGUUGAAAAAGAGACAGAUAUAGUCUUUAGGUUUCCAGAUGUUGAGUCUCUCUCUCCACCCAUCCUUCAGCUUGAUGAAGUAGAUUUCUACUACACUAAAGAAAAAAUUAUUUUCAAAAAUGUUUGCGUGUCCGCAGAUAUGGAAUCCAGGAUUUGUGUGGUUGGUGAAAAUGGUGCAGGUAAAACCACUCUGCUAAAGAUUCUAUUGGGAGACCUUUCACCUACCAAAGGUUUCCGUCACAUUCAUCGAAAUCUAAAGAUUGGCUACUUCAGCCAGCAUCAUGUAGACCAGCUGGACAUGAAUCAGUGCUCUGUGGAGGUGCUAGCCAGUAAAUAUCCUGGUAGAAACACAGAGGAGUAUCGACACCAGCUGGGUUCGUUCGGACUGUCAGGUGACCUAGCCAUGCAGCCAGUGGUCAGUUUGUCUGGUGGACAGAAAAGUAGGGUGGCCUUUGCCUUGCUGGCCAUGGGCAAUCCCAAUUUUUUCAUCCUUGAUGAGCCGACCAAUCAUUUAGAUAUGGAGACCAUUGAAGCUCUAGGAAAUGCCAUUAAUAAAUUCAAGGGUGGGGUUGUCCUAGUAUCUCACGACGAACGUCUGAUCAGAAUGAUCUGUAAGGAAUUAUGGGUAUGUGGUAAAGGGACAGUGAAGAGUCUAGAAGGAGGAUUUGAUGAAUAUAAGAAGAUUGUCGAGGCAGAACUUGCUGCACAACAAUAGGGGUCAGCACUAAACAUGAUGGGAUAGACACAGUUCAUAAUGAAUUAUCCUUUGUUUCUUCAUGUUUUAAUCUGGAUUUAACUCUAGAGUCACCACACUGAAAAUUAGUUGUGAACUUUUUAUUGUCAACUGUCCAAAUUUUAAAAGGUUCUUCAUACAUGGAGACUCACAGCAGUUGCAUCUUAAGAUCAUAAAUAGAAUAAUUCCUUUUGCUAUUCUAUAUGAAUAUUCCUCGUCUAUCGAUGAUGCAACAGAAAGACUUUGUACUUGACUGGGUUACAUUUUGCAUUAAAAUGCAAUCUCAUAGAACUUGCAUUGUUGUCACUAUCUGGAACUGUGUUACAUUUUAUACUGAAUGUAUUGAAAAGAACUUGUGUCAGUUUUAUGAUAUGUGUAUUAUUAUUAUUAUUAUUUAUGUAGAAUGGAGAUUAAAGAUGGAGACGAUUCA
This is a messenger RNA of Lingula anatina, 2625 nucleotides long. Its product is annotated as ATP-binding cassette sub-family F member 3. Gene Ontology annotation, molecular function: ATP binding; ATP hydrolysis activity. The record is from RefSeq and is a predicted model, not a curated record. NCBI's taxonomy places the organism in Eukaryota, Metazoa, Brachiopoda, Lingulata, Lingulida, Lingulidae.